Molecule: messenger RNA, 1535 nt
Organism: Gadus macrocephalus (Pacific cod)
Lineage: Eukaryota; Metazoa; Chordata; Actinopteri; Gadiformes; Gadidae
Product: zinc finger protein ubi-d4-like
Exons: 10
Coding region: 90-1313 (407 amino acids)
Biological process (GO): nervous system development
Cellular component (GO): nBAF complex
Source: RefSeq, a predicted model, not a curated record
UUUGUUCUGAGAGGUUUGAGAGUCGAAUAGGAUCAGAGCAGUAGUAUGCGCGUGCGCAGUAGCGCGCCACACAACCGCAACAAGCAAAGAUGGCGGCGGCCGUCGACAGUGUUGUGAAAGUGCUGGGGGAGCAGUAUUAUAAAGAUGCGAUGGAGCAGUGCCACAGCUACAACGCCCGGCUCUGUGCGGAGCGCAGCAUCCUCAUGCCGUUCCUGGACUCCCAGACCGGUGUGGCCCAGUCCAACUGCUACAUCUGGAUGGAGAAGAGGCACCGGAGUGCAGGCCUCGCCCCGGGCCAGCUGUACACGUACCCUGCCCGCCGCUGGAGGAAGAAGCGCCGCGCCCACCCCCCUGAGGACCCCCGCCUGGCCUUCCCGCCCCUCAAAGCAGCUGACAUCGAGCUGGGCCUGAAGCGCGACACCCUGGGGGCCGCCGACGGCAGCAGCCUGGAGGCCCUGCUGAAGGGCGAGCCCCUGGACCGGAGGGGGGGCGCCGCCGCCGCCGAGGUCCGCGGGCCGGAGGAGGACCCCGUCCCGGAGCCCGUCGCCGCCUCCGCCUCCACCCACACCUCCUCUGGACGCAUACGCAAGCGGGUGCUGGACCACGACGACUACCUGGACGACCUGGACGAUGAAGACUUUGAGGACGAGACCCCAAAGAGACGAGGCAAGAGCAAGUCCAAGGUAACGCUGCGCCCCCAGCGCGUGAUCCUCACGAACACUCAACAACACACACACCAACGCACCCACCAACACACACACCAACUCUGUGGGAAGCGCUACAAGAACCGCCCGGGCCUGAGCUACCACUACACACACUCUCACCUGGCGGAGGAGGAGGGCGAGGACCGGGAGGAGGUCGAGGCUCCACCGCCUCCACGCCAGCCUGACGAGCCCAAGACCCCUAAGAAGGGUCCCAAUGGACUGGCCCUGCCCAACGACUACUGUGACUUCUGCCUGGGAGACUCCACCCUCAACCAGAAGACCGGCCAAUCAGAGGAGCUGGUGUCCUGCUCCGACUGCGGCCGCUCAGGCCACCCCACCUGCCUGCAGUUCACGGCGGUGAUGAUGGCGGCCGUCAAGACGUACCGCUGGCAGUGCAUCGAGUGCAAGUGCUGCAACGUGUGCGGCACCUCGGAGAACGACGACCAGCUGCUGUUCUGCGAUGACUGUGACCGAGGCUACCACAUGUACUGCCUCAGCCCCCCCAUGACGGAGCCCCCUGAAGGGAGCUGGAGUUGUCACCUGUGUCUGGCGCUGCUGAAGGACAAGGCGUCCAUAUACCAGCAGAACCAGAGCUCCGCCUCUGAUUGAUCGGCCAGGCCCCCUUUUCAGUGAGCUAUGGGGAACCCCCAUCUCCCCGUCCCCUCGCUUUCAGAGCACCCCGGAGUGCGGUCUUAAACACACACACACACACACACACACACACACACACACACACACACACACACACACACACACACACACACACACACACACACACACACACACACACACACACACACACACACACACACACACACACACACACACACA